AACGCUAUUCACUCGAUUAUUGCUAUCCAAGUUCUCAGCUCGUCUCUCAAUCAUCUACCUGUGUUUCUAAACUCUUGACAAAUCUGAGCACCACGGCUUUAAGGACUGUUACCCCGAUCCAAGACAAAAGUGACUCAUCUGCACCAAAUACAUUCCUGGGGGGCAUUAUUUCCACAUAGCACGACACAGAUAAUUGAGUCUCUGAAUACAACUACGGACUACAAUUCUACAGAACAAACGUAAAGCCCGCUCUGGGAGGAUACGAGCAUGUCGCCCUCUGAUCCCCCCACGGCCACGGAGCCCCUCAAGCCAGACACGCCUGAAGUCUCGCAACCACAGACAUCUGGCAAGGGAGGCGCUGCAAAUUCAGCGAAGCCCCAAGAUGCUGCAACACCUGCAGAGCCCAAAAAGCUCUCAGGGCUCGAGCUGAAGAAACAAGCGAAGGCAGAGAAGGCUGCACGGAGAGCCCAAGCAAUACAAGAGAGGCAAGGGGGAGCUGCAGGAUCGUUGCCCGCGUCCUCUGGGCAAGGACAAAAAGCUGAAGGGCAAAAGGGAGCCAAAGGACAGCUCAAACGAGCAGGAUCAACGUCAGGAAAUGCUCAGAACAUUCCAAUCAGAGGAGGGGUACAACGGGCAGCUGCUGCUCCUGAAGUGCCAAAGGAGGAAGACAAGACCGUUGAGUUCUUCCGGCACUUGUACAAGACAAGGACAACUUCAAUUGCGGGGGCUGGCAAGGAAGUUCACCCGGCAGUCUUGGCUCUUGGGCUACAGAUGAGCAAUUAUACGAUAUGUGGGAGCUGUGCAAGGCUUGUAGCUACCUUACAAGCAUUCAAGAAGGUUAUUGAAUCAUAUACAACGCCCCCUGGCAAUACGCUCACGCGACAUCUUACAUCCCACGUUUUGUCGCCAAACAUUGAGUAUUUGUCAUCAUGUCGGCCGCUCUCAAUAUCUAUGGGGAAUGCCAUCCGAUGGCUAAAGCUGGAGAUAUCGAAAGUUGAUAUUGACAUCCCAGAAGCAGAAGCCAAAAAGGGCCUCUGCGAAGCUAUUGACAUAUUUAUCCGCGAGCGAGUUACAUUUGCCGACCAGGUCAUAGCUCAAAGCACAGCUGACAAAAUCAAAGAUGGCGAUGUUAUCUUAACAUAUGCUAAGAGUAGCAUAGUCCAAAAAGCUUUGGUUAAGGCGCACGAAGAUGGAAAGAGAUUCAAGGUGAUCAUUAUUGACUCGAGACCUUUGUUCGAGGGGAAGCAUUUAGCAGCAGCACUGGUAGGAUUGGGAAUAGACGUCAAGUACUGCUUGAUCAAUGGGCUGGCCCACAACAUCCAAGACGCAACAAAGGUAUUGCUUGGCGCUCACGCGAUGAUGAGCAAUGGCCGGCUCUUCUCACGGAUUGGAACUGCGCUUGUUGCCAUGGAAGCCAACGAGGCAGACAAACCAGUACUUGUUCUAUGUGAAACGAUCAAGUUUACCGAGCGAGUCGCGCUGGACUCCAUCGUUCACAACGAGAUCGCACCAGCUGACGAGUUGGUCAUCCCGGGCGGGCCACUAGAGAAGUGGAAGGAUGUGAAGAAGCUCCAGCUAUGCAAUCCCAUGUAUGAUGUCACGCCGGCGGAAUUCAUCCAUAUGAUAGUCACGGAAUCAGGCAGUGUGCCGCCAACUUCGGUGCCAGUGCUUCACAGGCUGGGGAAUGAGAGUCAAUAAGGGUCAGGCUAGGUCAAUUGAGGUACAUGGCGGGAAAAGGCCAUAUGGACGUCUCCUUAUGCGCAUUUUAAGCACGAGAAUAUGGGCUCCUAUGGUGUAAGAUAUUGUAUUAAUUGACACUUUUGAAUUACCCAAAAGCCUUGUGCAGUGUUCAAUAUUCACAAUGCCCUGCCUCGGAAACUGGACAUCACAUGUCUUCCUUAACAAGCUAUCUCCGGAUAUAUAUGGUGGUUGAUUGCUGGACUUCGUGAUAGCUUUGUACAAUGCCCUCCUCUCUAAUAUGAGCGCUCCCCU
Amorphotheca resinae ATCC 22711 is the source of this 1992-nucleotide messenger RNA. RefSeq lists its product as hypothetical. The record is from RefSeq and is a predicted model, not a curated record. The transcript has 2 exons. Lineage: Eukaryota; Fungi; Ascomycota; Leotiomycetes; Helotiales; Amorphothecaceae. The coding region runs from base 268 to 1698 and encodes 476 amino acids.